Dissoconium aciculare CBS 342.82 is the source of this 1280-nucleotide messenger RNA. Its product is annotated as ThrRS/AlaRS common domain-containing protein. Lineage: Eukaryota; Fungi; Ascomycota; Dothideomycetes; Mycosphaerellales; Dissoconiaceae. Gene Ontology annotation, biological process: regulation of translational fidelity; alanyl-tRNA aminoacylation. Bases 96 to 908 code for a protein of 270 amino acids. The transcript has a single exon. The record is from RefSeq and is a predicted model, not a curated record. Gene Ontology annotation, molecular function: alanine-tRNA ligase activity; Ser-tRNA(Ala) deacylase activity; nucleic acid binding.
ACGGAUCUGCACUUAGCCCCUCGUUAUAUUUGCAAUUGGAGCCAUUGUGCUCUUCUGCUCAAACAAUCAAGAGCGUUGGAAUCAAACAACCAGCCAUGCAGAGAACUGAUCUCGUCUUCCAGCGCGAUGCGCAUCUCGCACAGAUGCAAGCAGUCGUUCUCGCGGUCAACCCCUAUUCUUCGUUGGCACAAGUCGAAAAGGACCUAUUCAAGCAGGCUACAGAAAAGUCAUACGUUGUCAUCACCGCCGCAACAAUUUUCCACCCACAGGGAGGAGGGCAGCCAAGCGACAUCGGGAUUAUGCAAAGCGAAGCAGGGGCACAGUUCGAAAUGCUAAGUGCUCGCACGAGCAACCUCUCCUCCGAGAUAGUCUUCCAUUUUGGUCAUUUCCUCGAUUCGGAGAAAAUCUUCAGCGUGAGCGAGACUGUCACACAAUCUAUUGAUGAGGAGAAACGGCUAUUGUUCUCUCGCUAUCAUACAGCGGGUCAUAUUCUCGGAGCGGCGGUCAGAGACAUCGUAUCGGGUCAUGUUAAAGGUUUGGAAAAACUCAAAGCUUCACACAUUCCCUCAAUGGCUGCCUGUGAGUAUCACGGCUCCAUUGAGGGAAAGUGGAAGGACGCGAUCCAAGCGCGGGUCGAUGAGAUCAUCGAUGCGGAUUAUCCAGUGACGGCAAAAUGGUGGGAUGAUGAGGAAUUCCGCUUGAAUGGGCUGGAAGACGCUCUACCUGAUCGCAAGGCCUUGGGUGUGCCCGAUGAUGAAAAAUUUCGUGUUAUCGAGAUUGGGCCAGCUGACACCUAUCCUUGUGGUGGAACGCAUGUUGACAGUAGCAAAGAAUGCGGCAAGACCACGGUGAAGAAGAUCAGUCGCUCGAAAGGCACCAGUCGAAUUGGAUAUUCGCUUGCGGAAUGAUCAUAGGCCAGAGAGAUAGAGUCAUAUCAUGAAACUCGUACAGACCAGAAGCCCUUUCGAGACCCACAACCAUCGACGUAGGACUUGCCAUCGUCGCCGAUUGGCAAUCGCUGUUCUGACGAAGGCAACUCCAGCAGCUACCAGCCAGGACGUACUUUCAAAUGGCUCAACGAGAUGGCGUUGCACCGGAGCUCAUGAAUCUCAAAAGGUCCACAAGGGGUAGGGGCGCUUGUUGCGGGCUUGACACAGGAGCUCGUUUGGCUUUGCUUGUUGAUUCCACACCGACCAUCGCCGCACCUGCGUCUGAGUUGUCAUCAUCCUCAUCGUCGUCUUCGCCGUAAAUGUCGAGAUUUUUAUGAAUACCUGUAUUGA